GUUUAUGGUCAAGCAGGAUCAGGGAAACAGAGAACAUUCAUGGUGUGGCAAGAGCGCUCAGACGGCUAAGACAAACCAUGUGAGGGAAGUGCUUCUCUCGUGGGUUGCAGUGGCUCUGUGAUAGAUGGUGACGAUGGAUCGGAAGGGCUUUUCACUCUCUCACUACUUCUGAACUGGUUCCCCCUUUUCACACAGGAGUGAUGGAAAUGGUUGGAAAAGUGAACCAGCAGUAGUUGAGACAUUUUGGAAUUAGGUGGGUGAGCCUGUCUCUAACCGAGAUACUACCAGCAGCUCUGUCUCAGUGACCCACUGACUGAGGAGGGGGUCACCAUGAUCUCCACAGCCUUCCGCUGGCUGGUCCUGGUGUCUUUUAUCAUCCUGACCAUUGGUGGAAACGUGCUGGUGUGUCUGGCUGUGGGGCUCAGUCGGCGACUGUGGCGCAUUGCUAACUGCUUUGUGGUGUCGCUGGCAGUGACAGAUCUUCUGCUCGGCCUCCUGGUGAUGCCCUUUUCUGCCACUUCGGAGCUUGGUGGUGGGAAAUGGCCCCUCGGAGGAACCAUUUGUAACAUCUACAUCUCCACAGAUGUCAUGCUGUGCACAGCUUCCAUCCUGACCCUGCUGGCCAUCAGCGUGGACCGAUACCUCGCCAUUUCAGCUCCCCUCAGCUACUCCCAGAGAGUUACCCCUCUGAGGGCGACACUGGGCAUGAUCGCCAUCUGGACCUUGUCACUGGCUGUGUCCUUUGUGCCCAUUCACCUGGGCCUGAACACAGCGGAUUAUAAAGUGCAGCACUUGGACUGGAGCAUUGGAGACGAGGACAAGGAGGGACGCUACUGCCAGUUUGAAUGGAAUAACAACUACGUGUUAAUUUAUGUUUUUGGCUCAUUCUACCUGCCUCUGCUGCUCAUGUGUGGAAUGUAUCUUUGCAUAUUCAGAGUGGCACGAGAACAGGCACGGCGUAUUCGUGCUGCAACUCCUUCAUUUGCACGCACAGCAUCAACCGCAGCCAUCGCCCGGGAGCACAAAGCGACAGUGACCCUGGCAGCUGUACUCGGGGCCUUUGUCAUCUGCUGGUUCCCCUACUUCACCUUCUUCACCUGCAUGGGCAUCAGUGCAAAAACAAACCCCCCUAACACGCUACACUCUGUGGUGCUGUGGCUGGGCUAUUUUAACUCUGCUCUUAACCCCAUCCUGUAUCCAGCCUUCAACAGGGAUUUCCGCAAGUCAUACGGGGAGCUGCUUCGCUGCAGCGGGCUGUCCCGCAGAAAACUGCAGCUCACGCCUGUGUCUGGGCAUAAAAGAUUGACCUUUACUAAUGGACAAAAGCUUCCCCAGCAGUUUGUGAAACACAAAGACACAAUUAAGAAAGACAGUGAGGGGAAGAGCCUCACACUACGUACUUGAGGGGAAGUGGCAUCCCUGAUGAUGAAAUACUAUGCAUCUGUUGGACUGUGGACUGGCAUAAUGAUGUAUAUUAAAACUUUCUCCAACUCUGACAAUAGCACAAUGCCUAAUCAUCCGCAGAAUCAGUUAAAUUCUUAGCAUAAAGUGCCAAAAAUACAAUUUGUGUGACGCUUGUGGCUCGUCCUAGAUAGAAACUCUAUAGUUCAUUGGCUUAUUUCAAAGGCCUGCAUUAUUUUCUUGAUGUUUUCACUACUUGCAAUAAAUGGAUGUAUUUUUUAUGAACUACAAUAGAAGAGUGCUUCACUCAAAACAAAAAAUAGGCAGCAGAGAGUGGAGGAGGAGGAACAGGUUCAGUAAGUUUCCCAGACAACUGCACGGAGUCACCGGUGGUUAAAAGUUUGCUAAUUGUUUAUUUUUUCUUCCCUUUGACCUUGCCAAAGAAAGUGAAUCAGUGACCAGAGCGUGAUUUGAUAUGUACAAUAUGUUUGACUCAACCCAAGCAGGUUGACCUCAGUGGCCUCCUGGAUGGUUUCAACACAUUGACUGCUACUGGAAUGCAGUCAGGUGAUUUAGUGAAGUCUGUCUGACAGGCAAAACUAAAAUCAAUAAACCAACAAUGAUGUCUAAAUCCAUAACAUGAUCAUUUCAACUUUCCUAACUUCAUGUGCAGUAAAUCAACAGUUCAACUACGUCCACAAAACAACAACUGACCGUUGAUGAGGAUCGUAAAUAACGUCUGUUCAGUAAAGAUAACUUUGAAAAAAAAAGCUUAUUGGCAGAUGUGAUACCGACCAAUAAUUAACUGCUUUUUGUUUGUUUUAUGAUAAACAUUUAUUUUUCCUAGGUAGAGUAUUGAAAAAUAAACCUCAGUUUAA
This is a messenger RNA of Labrus bergylta (ballan wrasse), 2279 nucleotides long. RefSeq names its product histamine receptor H2b (gene hrh2b). Lineage: Eukaryota; Metazoa; Chordata; Actinopteri; Labriformes; Labridae. The record is from RefSeq and is a predicted model, not a curated record. Gene Ontology annotation, biological process: chemical synaptic transmission; G protein-coupled receptor signaling pathway, coupled to cyclic nucleotide second messenger. Gene Ontology annotation, cellular component: plasma membrane; dendrite. Gene Ontology annotation, molecular function: neurotransmitter receptor activity; G protein-coupled serotonin receptor activity.